Prunus armeniaca (apricot) is the source of this 237-nucleotide messenger RNA. Lineage: Eukaryota; Viridiplantae; Streptophyta; Magnoliopsida; Rosales; Rosaceae. The record is from the annotation of a GenBank genome assembly.
AUGGAAGAACAAGGAAAUAAUGAAGUUGAUGCUAGUGAUGACAAUGAUACAUCUCCCAUGUCAAUAAACAAGGAGGGUAGGCAAUUUGUGGCUAGUCAAAACAACGGGAAAAUAGGCUCAAGUGAUGAAGAUAGAAUUGUGACUACAUUGGAAUAUUUGUUUGAAAUAUCUGGAAAAAAUAUGCAAAUGGUAACUGAUGCUUUCUUAAAAGGUUCAGAUGAUGAAUUCUUUCAUUAA